CCACAGUGGCCCUGUUUGGGAAAGUGCCCUUAUAACACGGCAGCAUCAGCACUUACAGCACCGGGCACGAAGUCACACCCACUCUCCUGGUUCUAUGGCUGCUGUGAGGGAGUGGUCCUGCACCCGCUGCACUUUCCUGAACCCAGUGGGCCAGCGCCAGUGCUCCAUCUGUGAGGCCCCCCGCCAGAAGCCAGACCUCAACCACAUCCUGCGGCUCAGUGUGGAGGAGCAGAAAUGGCCGUGCGCCCGCUGCACCUUCAGGAACUUCCUGGGCAAGGAGGCCUGUGAGGUGUGCGGCUUCACACCGGAGCCUGGGCCUGGCAGCUCCCCGCUGCCCAUCAUCAAUGGCGUCCUGCCCAAGCCCGCCGUCCUGCCCAAGCCCGCUGUCCUGGUGGAGCCCAAGGGGAUCGCCACCGAGGAGGCAUGCAAGACGGAGAGCAACAGCGAAGAGUCUGGGGGGAAGAGCCCCAACGAGGCGGAGCUGGAGGAUGGCUGGGCCUGCCAGCGCUGCACUCUGCACAACACCCCCGUGGCCAACUCGUGCUCCGCUUGUGGGGGGCCACGCAAGCUCUCGCUACCCAAGAUCCCCCCGGAGGCGCUGGUAGUCCCCGAAGUCAUUGCCCCAGCAGGGUUCCAUGUGGUCCCAGCUCCCCCGCAGCCCGGUGUUGCCAUAGAAACUCUGGACAGUGACCCUGUUGCCAGCCAGAGCCCGGCGAUCAUGGAGCAGGACGUUCAGAAGAUGCCAACCUUCAGCCCCUUUUCCCCUGGCCUCCAGAACAACCCCGUGCCCAGGAGCCGCAGGGAGGUGCCACCCCAGCUGCAGCCACAGGUGCCUGACGCCUCUCAGCCCACGUCUGGGCAGAAGGGGUCUCCGCAGGGCCAGGCCAGGGCACCCCCAGCUGCCCGCUUCCAGGAGCUGCUGUCCAACAAGCGGCUGAGUGUGCUGGAGGAGGAGAUGGAGGUCAGCCCGUCCCACUGGCAGUGCAGCACCUGUGCCCUGCUCAACUCGGCUGGGUCGAGCAAGUGUGAGGCCUGCAGUGCUCUGAAAGGCAGUGACACUAUUGACCUGGCGGGGGACUCGGUGCGCUUCACUCCCUGCAGCCCUUCCAGCCCCGACUUCACCACCUGGGCCUGUUCCAAGUGCACCCUAAAGAACCCCACCCUGGUGCAGAAGUGCAAAGCCUGUGGUUGCUCCAAACUGCACGGCUUCCAGGAACAUGGGGCACAGGGCGAGCCUGCCCCCAAGUGCGUCGACUGCAGCUCCGACAAAGGGGGUUGCGCCUCUUGCGGCAGCAAGGCCCCAUCGGCCCGGAAAAUGGCCCGCCUCUUCCCUUCCCAGCCGCCCUUGGUACAGGACAGCCCGAGCCAGUGGUCUUGCCCCGCUUGUACCCUGCUCAACGAACUCAAGGCCAAGCACUGUGCGGCCUGCCACACCCCGCAGCUGUACAUGACGCAGCGCAAGGGGGCCAAGCCGCUCAAGAGGCGGGAGAGCAUGGAUGCGGAGAAGCGGCGGCAGACGGAUGAGGGGGAGGCCAAGGCCCUGUGGGAAAACAUUGUGAGCUUCUGCCAGGAGAACAAGGUCAACUUUGUGGACGACAGUUUUCACCCAGGGCCCAAGGCGGUGGGGUUCCCUGAUGGGGACAGUGUGCAGCAGAGGGUGAAGCUAUGGCUGCGGCCCCACGAAAUCAACUGUAGCAUCUCCAAGGACUGGUCAGUCAAGUGGUCAGUGUUCCGGACACCCCGGCCCUCGGACAUUCUGCAGGGACUCCUGGGAAACUGCUGGUUCUUGAGUGCCCUGGCGGUGCUGGCGGAGCGGCCCGAGCUGGUGGAGAAGGUGAUGAUCACACGGACCAUGUGCCCGGAGGGAGCCUAUCAGGUGCGGCUGUGCAAAGACGGCACGUGGACCACAGUGCUGGUGGAUGACAUGCUGCCCUGUGAUGAGUGCGGCUACCUCCUCUUCUCUCAGGCCCAGAGGAAGCAGCUUUGGGUAGCUCUCAUUGAGAAGGCUCUGGCCAAGCUGCAUGGUUCGUACUUUGCCCUCCAGGCGGGGCGCGCCAUCGAAGGCCUGGCUACACUAACCGGCGCCCCCUGCGAGAGCCUGAUGCUGCAGGUCAGCUCCACUAACCCUCGCGAGGAGCCCAUUGACACUGACCUCAUCUGGGCCAAAAUGCUGAGUUCUAAGGAGGCUGGGUUUCUGAUGGGCGCCUCGUGCGGCGGGGGCAACAUGAAGGUGGAUGAUGCAGCCUACGAGAGCAUGGGCCUUCGCCCGCGGCACGCCUACUCAAUACUGGACGUGCGGGACGUGCAGGGCUACAGACUCCUGCGGCUCCGGAACCCCUGGGGCCGCUUCUCCUGGAAUGGCAACUGGUCCGACGAGUGGCCCCACUGGCCGGUGCACUUGCGUCACGAUCUGAUGCCCCACGGGAGCAGCGAGGGCGUCUUCUGGAUAGAGUAUGGCGACUUCAUCAGAUACUUUGACUCGGUGGAUAUCUGCAAGCUCCACUCAGACUGGCACGAGGUUCGGGUGCAGGGGACCUUCCCCAACAAGGCCAGUGGACCCGUGACGGUGACCUCGCUGACGGUGCUGGAGCGUGCUGCGUUGGAGUUCGCCCUCUUCCAGGAGGGCAGCAGGCGCUCCGACACGGUGGACAGCCACUUGCUGGACCUGUGCAUUAUGGUGUUCCGCGCCACCUUCACCAGCGGGAACAAGCUGAGCCUGGGCCGGCUGGUGGCCCACAGCAAGCGGGCGGUGAAGAAGUUUGUGAACUGCGACGUCAUGCUGGAGCCGGGCGAGUAUGCUGUCGUGUGCUGUGCCUUCAACCACUGGAAUGCCCCGCUGCCGGGCACGUCCUCUGGCCAGGGUGAGGCCCCAGGCGCGCUCCCGGCUCGGCACACCAGCCCCGCCAGCUACAUCCUGGCCAUCUACAGCUCCCGCCUGGUGAUGGUGGAGCAGGUCGAGGCGCAGCCCACCACGCUGGCCGACGCCAUCAUCCUGCUGACCGAGAACAAGGGCGAGCGGCACGAGGGCCGCGAGGGGAUGACCUGCUACUACUUGACGCAUGGCUGGGCGGGGCUGAUCGUGGUGGUGGAGAACCGGCAUCCCAAGUCCUACCUGCACGUCCAGUGUGACUGCACAGACAGCUUCAAUGUGGUGUCCACGCGGGGCAGCCUGAAAACACAGGAUAGCGUGCCACCGCUGCACAGACAGGUGCUGGUGAUCCUCUCUCAGCUGGAAGGCAACGCCGGCUUCUCCAUCACCCACCGCCUGGCGCACCGUAAAGCCGCCCAGGCCUUCCUCAAUGACUGGAUGGCAACGAAAGGGACCCACAACCCGCUGCUCACCCCUGAGGUGGCGGGGCUGCACGGGCCCCGGCCGCUAUGA
Molecule: messenger RNA, 3382 nt
Organism: Emys orbicularis (European pond turtle)
Lineage: Eukaryota; Metazoa; Chordata; Testudines; Emydidae
Gene: CAPN15
Product: calpain 15
Exons: 12
Coding region: 95-3382 (1095 amino acids)
Biological process (GO): proteolysis
Cellular component (GO): cytoplasm
Molecular function (GO): calcium-dependent cysteine-type endopeptidase activity
Source: RefSeq, a predicted model, not a curated record